This is a messenger RNA of Felis catus (domestic cat), 3603 nucleotides long. RefSeq names its product potassium voltage-gated channel modifier subfamily V member 1 (gene KCNV1). Gene Ontology annotation, molecular function: voltage-gated potassium channel activity; protein binding. The coding region runs from base 1003 to 2511 and encodes 502 amino acids. Gene Ontology annotation, biological process: potassium ion transmembrane transport; protein homooligomerization. The transcript is spliced from 4 exons. Gene Ontology annotation, cellular component: voltage-gated potassium channel complex; membrane. The record is from RefSeq and is a predicted model, not a curated record. NCBI's taxonomy places the organism in Eukaryota, Metazoa, Chordata, Mammalia, Carnivora, Felidae.
CAGCUGGUGCUGGAAACCGCGAAUGGCUCGCUAGCGCGGGCGGGGGCGGCCCAGGGGCCAGAGCCGGAGGCGGCGGAGAUGAGGCGAGGCUAGGCAGCAAGCGCCAGUGCAGAGCUCAGCCUCGAACACAGUUUUCCUCCUGGACCUGUCAAGUCAGACCUCACGUGUACACCGGGAGAAUCUACCAAAGGCUACCUAAGCAGCCGCGGCCUCUGAGCGCUGCGCUGAUGUGCCGGGAGCGGAAGCAGGUCAGAAACAGACGGAGGGAGAAGAAAAUGGAGCGCGAGUGACAAUCAGACUAGGAUGAGAAUGAAUGGGAGCAGAUGAUGCGGCCCCCUCGCCCGGCGCCCCCUCCCCCACGUGCUCAUAUCCCCAGCGACUACUCCCGGGGAGGCCUGUGAAGCCGCCGCAGUAAAAGGAGACGGAGGAAUAUAUAUCCUCAAGUUGGAAAGGACUCUGACCCGGUUACCACUUCCUCGUCUUUCUGAACUUUUCCUCUCGGUCUCCUGGGCUGGAGUGAGUCUUGCCACCCCCCUUGCGUGCGUUCGUUCCCCUAAGAGGCAUCCUGUCCUCCUCCUCCACUCUAGACCCGCCACCUCCCCCUGCACGCCCGCUCCACCCCCUAAGUAACGAGGCUUGGAAUACGUACACCUCCCGGGCUAGGAAUCUCCCUCGCAGAUUUAGCGGGGGCUGAGGGUUUAAGUCCCGGAAGGUGUGCCCUGGGGCUGUCCCUGGCUGGGACCGCUUCUGAGCACUCGCCCGGGCGCGACCCCCUCCCCUCCCCGCAGCCUGGGCGCGCCCGGCUCGUGCGCUGCUGUCGCGCACUCGCCGCGCCCUAGCGGCCAGAGGGGGAACGAGCGCAGGGGUGCGCGGGUGGGAGGCACCCCCCUCGGGAACCAGGGAAAUCCCGGCCGCCGCCAGGGGCCGUGCCACCACCCUCGCCCGACCGAGGCUUCCGGCGCGCCCCCAACUUUGUGGCGCCCUCAGGCAGCGGCGGCGGGGAUGGAGCUGCCUUCCCGAGGGCGGGCGCCGCUGGACUCGUCGCUGGACAGCUGCUCCCUGACCUCGUUGGAGUCCAGCGUUUUCUGCAGCGAGGGCGAAGGGGAGCCCCUGGCGCUCGGGGACUGCUUCACGGUCAACGUGGGCGGCAGCCGCUUCGUGCUCUCGCAGCAGGCACUGUCCUGCUUCCCGCACACGCGCCUGGGCAAGCUGGCCGUGGUGGUGGCCUCGUGCCGCCGCCGCGGGGCCCUGGCCGCCGUGCCCAGCCCCCUGGAACUCUGCGACGAUGCCAACCCCGUGGACAACGAGUACUUCUUCGACCGCAGUUCGCAGGCAUUCCGCUACGUCUUGCACUACUACCGCACCGGCCGCCUGCACGUCAUGGAGCAGCUGUGCGCGCUCUCCUUCCUUCAGGAGAUCCAAUACUGGGGCAUCGACGAGCUCAGCAUCGACUCCUGCUGCAGGGACAGAUACUUCAGAAGGAAGGAGCUGAGUGAAACAUUAGACUUUAAGAAGGACACAGAAGACCAGGAGAGUCAACAUGAGAGCGAACAGGACUUCUCACAAGGACCUUGUCCCACUGUCCGCCAGAAGCUCUGGAACAUCCUGGAGAAACCUGGAUCUUCCACAGCUGCUCGAAUCUUUGGGGUCAUCUCCAUCAUCUUUGUGGUGGUGUCCAUCGUCAACAUGGCCCUGAUGUCAGCUGAAUUAAGCUGGCUGGACCUGCAGCUGCUGGAAAUCCUGGAGUACGUGUGUAUCAGCUGGUUCACUGGCGAGUUCAUCCUGCGCCUCCUGUGCGUGCGGGCCAGGUGCCGCUUCCUGAGGAAGGUGCCGAACAUCAUAGACCUCCUUGCCAUCUUGCCCUUCUACAUCACUCUUCUGGUAGAGAGCCUGAGUGGGAGCCAGACUACACAGGAGCUGGAAAAUGUGGGGCGCAUUGUGCAGGUCUUGAGGCUGCUCAGGGCUCUACGCAUGCUAAAGCUGGGCAGACAUUCCACAGGAUUACGCUCACUCGGGAUGACAAUCACCCAGUGUUAUGAAGAAGUCGGCCUACUGCUCCUCUUUUUGUCUGUGGGAAUUUCUAUAUUUUCAACUGUGGAAUAUUUUGCUGAGCAGAGUAUUCCUGACACAACCUUCACAAGUGUCCCUUGUGCAUGGUGGUGGGCCACAACAUCCAUGACUACUGUGGGAUACGGGGACAUUAGACCAGACACCACCACAGGCAAAAUCGUGGCCUUCAUGUGCAUAUUAUCAGGAAUCCUUGUCUUGGCCUUGCCUAUUGCUAUUAUUAACGACCGCUUCUCCGCUUGCUAUUUCACCUUAAAGCUCAAGGAAGCAGCUGUUAGACAGCGCGAAGCUCUGAAGAAGCUUACCAAGAAUAUAGCCACUGACUCAUACAUCAGUGUGAACUUGAGAGAUGUCUAUGCCCGGAGUAUCAUGGAGAUGCUUCGGUUAAAAGGCAGAGAAAGGGCAAGUACUAGGAGCAGUGGAGGAGAUGAUUUCUGGUUUUGAAGCCACUUUCAGUUUAUUUACAAAAGCUUGUGUACAACUAACUCAACUGAUAAAGCCUUGAUAUGGAUGUCUAUGUACUGUUGAAGAGUCUCUUUUGAGUAUACCACCUGUGUUAGUUUUUGCUGAUAUUUUGCUUGGUCUGCUAGAAUAGUUCACGUCCCCCAAAUCGAGUGCACAUUGUUUCAACACAGUUGAGCCGCAAAAAAAUAGUCAUUUAACAUAACCCAAUACAAGUAGGCCACAUGUCUGAAUUGUCAAAUAUAAUAGUGCAAUAUAUCCACCAAAGUUAAAAGUUUUAUGCAUCACUAAUUUUAAAGUUUUUUGCACACUAAUGUAAAAGAAUGGGAGUUAAGCUACACGGCCCAGAGAAAAGGUAAGUGAACAUUUAAGAACAUACUGGACAUUCUUCAGGUAAAUAAAUCACUGCUUCCUCCAUCGGUUAAAGUUGUUACAUACAACAAUUAGCUUUGCAAGCGCAAAUCCUGAUUUGAUAGCCAUAGAUGGUGUCUUCCCUCUGGUGCAAACCACUCAUCACAGAGGGACUAACUUCUGAUUCAGUCAUUACUGUUGGAGGUGGGAAUCCCCAGGCUGCUUAACCACUGACAGAACAGGGGCUUCAAGAACUGUACAUUCUCAUCGUCUCCACGGAGUGCAGUAGUGUAGCCUAAAGCAGGUUUCUCUUGUACCCCUUGGAAAUUAGAUGGUCUUUAAAAAUCUCUUUAUUGAUGUGGUGUUCAAAUUAUGUCUUUAAAAUCACGAAUGUGUAAAGGUGAAGUAGUGAACAUCCUAAAAAUAUACACUAAAAGUAUUAAAUAGUCUUAUUUCAUAAAAUGAGAAUGAUAUGUUGACUGAUAUCACUGGAUGAACUUGAAAAUCUUUUAUUUGUUAACAAAAAUAUUAUAGAUAGCUUUCUGGCUUUUGGGGUAAAUAGCAAAUGUUCCAACUUUGCACGCAUUUGACAGCAUUUGACGGUCAUUCGUGAUAAUGAUAAAAUUCCUAGACAUUCUGUUAUAUGAUUAAAACCAAAAGUUCUAAACCUAAGAAUUAGUUGAUGAUUCCCAAUAUUCUAGUAAAUGAGUUUUUAAAAACUAA